Chara braunii is the source of this 2575-nucleotide messenger RNA. The record is from the annotation of a GenBank genome assembly. Lineage: Eukaryota; Viridiplantae; Streptophyta; Charophyceae; Charales; Characeae.
GUAAUGCUGGAAGGAGAGGAUGUUUUCCUUUGGAUAGAAACAAUAUGGACCAAUGUCAACUUGACGAGGUUGUCACCAAGUUUAAUGGAUUUGGAAUUCCGAGGGACAGUGGAAGCUCGGGGGUGGGUCUACUUGUCGCAAGAUGGAGAGAAAGCUAUGAUCAUAGAGUUGGCACCCGGGAAUACGCCGGACGAGUUGUUUAGGAAGGCAGAAGCAGAGGUUGUGUGGGCUGCAUGUCAAAGGAAGGAAAUGGAAAUGGAAAAGGUAGACGUACGGGUGGAACUUGGGGAUAGAGUAAGCAUGAGGCGGCCCGUAAGAACCAUGCGAUGUGUGCUGCCCUCCUUCCUAGUGGAUGCGGUUUUCGGAACCCUGAGCAGGCUAGUACGGAUAUGCCAGUCCAUGACGAACCUCGGGCUAUACCAAUGCGCUAGGCAAGAUUUUUUUCGAUUAUCAGUAGAGAUGGGGCCGUUCGAGGGGAACUGGGCGGAGGAGCUGGCCGAGAUACUAAACUGCCUUAACAUAGACAAUAUCUUUGUCCCUGGCGCUGUGCAUUGGGGGAUAGUCUACAGGAAUGUGGCAAUAGGGGAGACGUUUCUAGAUGGGGUAAGGGAGCUGGUGUACGACGAGGAGGACGACUUCAGAAAGGGAAAGAUGGCUAGAGAAGAAAGGAUGAUGGAAUACCCCUUCAAAGGCUGGGAACCACGGCGACUUAGAGGAGGAAUAGAAAUGCCUAUACCAACAGGGAACGGAUGGACAGGGACCACGUGCGACUGGAUUGGGUUUGAGGUUGCCCGGGACUUGUCAUAUGUAUGGAUAGAGCGGAUUUGGAACCCGAUAAGGGAAGAGGAAGGUUGGGAUGAUAUAGGAGAAGAUAAGGUAGAGUCAGUUGGAACGAUUUUCGAGGAUGCAUGGCACCUGUUUUGCACCAUGUUAGCAAUGGGACAGGACCCGAUGUGGCUUCUAGGGGAUGCAGAGGCCCGAACCCGAAAGGAAGGCAAGCUAUUCGCCAACGAGGGAUGGGACGAAGUUAGUAGCAGAGUUGUGAUGGGAGGAUGGAAGGAACUCAAGCCUCCAAGUCUACGGAUAACGGAUUGGGUACCGGAAUUCAUAGCCGAGUGGUUUGGGGGGUUUGAGCACAUUAUAGAGUGUGCCUGGCUGACUGAGGAGUUCUAUAGGCUCUCAUUGAAAUAUGAGCCCUUCUACGGAGAUAAAGUCGGGGAAGUCAUCAUCGUCCUAAGAAUAGGCAGGGAGAUUGCAAAACGCAUUGCAUCUCCAGCCAUACACGAACUGGCCAUCAGGACUCUGUCCCAAUACGGCAUCACAUCUGCCCAAUGGCAGGCCAUGCUGGACGCAGCGGACGAGAACGAGAAACCGUUCUUCCAAAAGCUUUACGACGAUGCCGUACAGAGGGAGAGGGAGGCAGAGGCAGCAGCCAGAACCACAAGCAUUGCUGAUCAGGUGGCCCUCCUUCAGGUCCCGGAAGCCAAUGCUGACCGGUUCCAAGAGAGGCUAGCUGUUGCUGUAGCAGCCUUCGUUCCACUGCGGACCUUGGAAGACCUUGAGUCCCGUGUGACAGCACUGGAGCAGCGGAACCAAGAGCUGCAGGCUGAGAUACUCAGCCUCAAACAGUCCCAACUAUCUGCCCCUCGUCCUCCUAACCCUCAACCGGCUGCAGUCCCAGUCUCUCAAUCUAACACAGUCCUCAUGGCAAGAGCAAGUGGAACUCUGACCAACACAGGAACCGGUGCCAGCUCCUCAAGCGGCAGCACCGACAGUUCUGCACUAGUUAUAGUUCCAAAUGCAAGAACAUCAGCCCAAAACGCCACAGUUCUUACUGGCGUACAGUACAGCGGUCCCGUAGUGGACAAGUGGGCGGCCACUCUGCCGUCCAAGUACGACGGGAAGGGGGACAUCACCUCCUGGAUUAGCUCCAUGCGCUCAUACUUCGAAGUGUUGCGAACGCCGCAGGAAGAUCGAAGCAUGAUCAUGGGCACAAAUAUUGAGUCCGCAGUAUGGAGUUUCAUAGAACUCCAAGCUGUUACAGCAGGUUAUGAGAGGAUUGACCUGACCGAGUGGCUAAAAGUAACUCCUGUACGCACUCUUGAGGACCUUCUCAUCACACGGUACCAAGAUAAGCACGCUGCGCUCAAGGCAAGACUGAAGCUCGAGGCCCUCAAGGGCCAAGCAUGGAGGACCUCUAUGCAGGCUUUGGAACAACACUUGACUGGUCUGUUCACCACUCCAAACUUGGGAAUGACCGACGUGUCUUGCAUGGAUGUAGUCAUGGGAGUGGCCCCUAAAGAAUACCUCUCCCUGUUAGCACUCAAAGACCAUACCACUUGGCGAGAGCUCAUGAUGGAUCUAGUCGACCUAGAUGCCAAGGACCUCGCCAGGCGUAAAAAGGCACCCGCUGCAGGUAGCAAAUCACAACGCAAGCGGUAUGGGAGCAGUAACCAGCUUGCCCUGCAUGAACAUCGGGAGGCUGAAGAUCAGUCCUACGCGGAUGAUCUGUUUCUAGAUGACGAUCUAGAGCCGGACUCCGAUAUGGGCUGAUCUACAUCGACCAUUGAGUCUG